Molecule: messenger RNA, 1182 nt
Organism: Pseudozyma flocculosa PF-1
Lineage: Eukaryota; Fungi; Basidiomycota; Ustilaginomycetes; Ustilaginales; Ustilaginaceae
Exons: 4
Coding region: 1-1182 (393 amino acids)
Biological process (GO): translational initiation
Cellular component (GO): cytosol
Molecular function (GO): protein-folding chaperone binding
Source: RefSeq, a predicted model, not a curated record
AUGGGAAAAGACUACUACAAGAUCCUCGGAGUCGCAAAGGACGCCGACGACGACGCCAUCAAGCGAGCCUAUAAAAAGGCCGCGCUCAAGUGGCACCCCGACCGCAACAAGGACAACCAGGAAGCAGCCAACAAAAAGUUCAAAGAGGUCGGAGAGGCCUUCGAGGUCCUCUCUGACAAGAACAAGCGGACCAUCUACGAUACAUAUGGAGAGGAUGGCCUCAAGGGAGGCCCGCCCCCCUCUGCCGACGGCGCUGGGCCCGGUGGCGCAGGUGCCGGCUUCGGCGGUUUCCCGGGCGGUGGCUUCAGCCAGUUCGGCGGCGGAUCUGGCGGCAGAACCUUCACGUUCACAUCUGGAGGACCGGGCGGCUUCUCUCCAUCGGAUCCCAACGACAUCUUCGCCAGCAUCUUUGGCGGCGCCAGCCCGUUCGGUGGCAUGGGUGGCAUGGGCGGCGGACGUGGCGGCAUGGGAGGUAUGGGUGGCAUGGGCGGCAUGGGCGGGGGCAUGGGGAUGGACAUGGACGACGACAUGUUCGGCGGCGGCGGCGGUCGUCGUGGAGGCGGCAUGCCUGGCGGCUUCGGUGGUGGAGGGGGAGGAGCGCCGGCUCCGGAGAAGCCGUCGGACGUCGAAAAGCAGCUGCCGUGCGCGCUCGAGGAUCUCUACAAGGGCACCACCAAGAAGCUCAAGAUCGGCAGGAGGCUGCAGAGCGGAGGGUCCGAGGAAAAGGUCCUCACCGUCGACGUCAAGCCCGGUUGGAAGAAGGGCACAAAGGUGCGCUUCAACGGCGCUGGCAACGAGGUGACGCCCGGGCGCUUCCAGGACGUCGUCUUCAUCAUUGACGAAAAGCCGCACGCCAAGUUCCGACGCGAUGGCGACGAUCUGCGCAUCACGGUGCCGCUACCGCUGGUGGAUGCGCUGGACCCGCCCAAGUCUGGCACGCCCGGAUCGCGCAAGGCGGUGACGACGCUCGACGGCCGCCGCCUCGAGGUGCCACUGCCGGCGCCCGGUGCAGGCAAGACGACCAUCAUCCCCGGUCGCACCACGAGGCUGGUGGGAGAGGGCAUGCCCAUCAGCAAGGCGCCGGGCAAGAAGGGAGACCUGGUGGUCGAGUGGAGCGUCGAGAUCCCCGAGAGGUUGACCGAGGCGCAGAGGAAGGAUCUGAGGCAGGCGCUGGGCUCGUGA